Messenger RNA from Phyllostomus hastatus (greater spear-nosed bat), 9099 nucleotides. It is a transcript of the gene HYCC2, whose product is annotated as family with sequence similarity 126 member B. Lineage: Eukaryota; Metazoa; Chordata; Mammalia; Chiroptera; Phyllostomidae. Gene Ontology annotation, cellular component: plasma membrane. Gene Ontology annotation, biological process: phosphatidylinositol phosphate biosynthetic process; protein localization to plasma membrane. The transcript has 14 exons. The coding region runs from base 300 to 2060 and encodes 586 amino acids. The record is from RefSeq and is a predicted model, not a curated record.
GGACAUCCUGCAGCCAAUAAGUGAGGCUGUUGUUAAAGCGUGGACUCACCCAGUGGGUGGGCUGGUUAUUGCGCUGCAGUGGGCUGGCGGCUGCGGGAGGCGGUGGCGGUUAGAAGCCAGAGACAGCGGGGUGACAGGAAAGUGGAGAGCCUCAAAAAUCUAUAGUGGGAGGGUUGGAAAAUAUUUAAGUCUCAACAAAUGAAUUCCAUACUUGAACUGUGCUGCAUUCCUGUGCCACCUCCUCCUUUAGAAAAUUGAUCUCAGAACAGAGAGUUAAGAGUAACAGAAGGUAGAAGAAGAUGCUGGGAUCUGAACGUGGUGUUGUGGAAGAAUGGUUAUCAGAAUUCAAGGCAUUACCUGAUACUCAGAUCACCAAUUAUGCAGCUACUUUACAUCGGAAAAAAACACUGGUACCAGCCCUCUAUAAAGUUAUUCAAGAUUCAAAUAAUGAGCUCCUGGAGCCUGUCUGCCAUCAGCUGUUUGAACUCUAUCGUAGCUCUGAAGUUCGACUUAAGAGAUUCACACUGCAGUUCUUGCCAGAGUUGAUGUGGGUGUAUUUACGGCUCACAGUUAGCCGAGACAGACAAAGUAAUGGUUGCAUUGAAGCACUUCUGUUAGGAAUUUAUAAUUUGGAAAUUGCUGAUAAAGAUGGAAACAAUAAAGUUCUGUCUUUUACUAUCCCUUCCUUAUCUAAGCCUUCAAUAUACCACGAGCCCUCAACAAUUGGAUCCAUGGCUUUGACAGAAGGGGCAUUGUGUCAGCAUGAUCUCAUCAGGGUUGUUUAUAGUGAUCUUCAUCCUCAGAGGGAAACAUUCACUGCGCAAAACCGGUUUGAAGUCCUGAGUUUUCUCAUGUUGUGUUACAAUUCUGCUAUUGUGUAUAUGCCUGCUUCAUCUUAUCAAUCUCUUUGUCGGAUGGGCUCCAGGGUUUGUGUGAGUGGGUUUCCACGGCAACAUGAAAAACAAUGGAAAGAACUCUGUGGUCGAAUAGUAUUGGAUCCUGAAUUUAUGGUGCAACUUCUCACAGGGGUUUAUUAUGCCAUGUAUAAUGGACAGUGGGACCUUGGCCAGGAAGUCCUUGAUGACAUCAUUUAUAGAGCACAGCUAGAACUCUUUUCUCAACCACUAUUGGUUGCUAAUGCCAUGAAAAACUCAUUACCAUUCGAUGCUCCUGAUUCUUCACAAGAAGGCCAGAAAGUACUUAAAGUAGAAGUCACUCCAACAGUGCCGAGGAUUUCUCGGACUGCGAUUACAACAGCUUCCAUCCGUCGCCAUAGAUGGAGGAGAGAAGAUGGCUUUGACUUCUCAAACGAGGCUGACUCGAGUAUUCCUGGCUCCCCGAUCCAACACGGCUCCACUGACCUAGGGAUCAAACGUGUGCAAGAGGGGGAGGUGCUGGUGCGCAGGACCCCUGAGCAUGGCUCACCGGAGCCCAACUCAGCAGCAGCCACAACAGAGGGUGCUGAAGGUGUAAAUGGAGGAGAGGAGCCGGUAAACCUGAAUGAUGCAGAUGAAGGAUUUUCAUCAGGGGCGUCCCUUAGCAGUCAGCCAAUUGGGACCAAACCAUCCUCCUCUUCUCAGAGGGGAAGCUUAAAGAAAGUAGCAACUGGGCGUUCAGUCAAGGAUAAAGAAACAGCCUCUGCCAUCAAAUCCAAUGAGAGCCCUCGAGAUUCAGUAGUCCGCAGACAGUAUGUACAGCAACCUACUGAUUUUAGUGUAGAUUCAAUUGAGCUGACACCGAUGAAGAAACACCUGAGCCUGCCUGCUGGCCAGGUGGUGCCAAAAACCAAUAGUUUAAGUUUAAUCCGGACAGCCAGUGCUUCCUCAAGUAAAUCAUUUGACUAUGUAAAUGUCAGUCAAGCAAGUACCAGCAUUGGGGUUGGCACUGAGGGAGUUACUAAUUUAGCAGCUAACAAUGCUAAUCGAUACUCGACUAUCAGUCUACAGGAAGACCGGCUAGGUCAAGCUGGAGAAGGUAAAGAGCUCCUCAGCCCAGGGGCUCCCUUAACCAAGCAGUCUCGAUCCCCAAGUUUCAAUAUGCAGCUAAUAUCCCAGGUGUAGUUUUGACAUCCUCUCUUAUCGUUCUGCUUACCUUUUAAACUGAACAUUUCAUUGUGCAGGAAGAAACUUCAUCCUAUAUUGUGAAAAAAUUGGUCAUUGUAGUCAGAUUUGAUUUAGUUUAGGUAUUGUCAUACUGUAUUUUGUAUGGAAACAGCAAUAAGGUUUUCUUUCCCCUCCUUCCUCUAUCUUCUCUUCACCUAUUCCUUGUAAAUGUGUUUGUGAAGCAGUAUAAAAUGUCUGCAUUUUCCAUGCCUUCCUUUCUCCUUGGGUGAUGUGCAAUCCAUUGUAGGCUGAUCGGUCCCAUUUCAACACUGUGAGACUGAGGAUAUGUUAGAGGAAAUGGUGUAUAUGAUCCCUAUGAAAUGAUUCUUUAGCUUUCUUAAAAAAAGAAAAAACGGGUUUGUUCUCAUAAUCUAUAAACUAUGAUUACUGGGUCAUAUUUUUUUCUCUCUUAACCAGGAGUGCCUCAGAGAUUCUGCUAUGACUUUGGACUUCUCUGUGUCUGUGCAAUCAUUUUCUUGAGAAGCAUGGGGAAAGGUGAUAGACUGCUGCACUUUUUCAUUAAAAUGAGAGUGGCUCUUUUUUUCCCAUCUCCUUUAUCUCGAGGACACAAAAGUUUAGUUACUGAGGCAUUUAAAUCAAGUUGUGUCCACCUCCAUUGGAGGGCAGGGCUCUAAAUUGAUUGUGUAAUUGAUAAUGCACUUUCUCAAUGGCUCUAUAGUCAUUAACUUGUCUUCCCUCUCCCCUACAAGGACAUAAGGUCAUUUUUGUCCUUGACGUUUGAACAACUAACAAAUCAGAGAAUCCAAGGGGCAUGUUCUAUUUUCCAGGAAUGACUGACACUUUGGUGCUGGGGUUUUGUGGAGGGAGGGAUGGUUUUUGUUUAGCUUGUGUGGGAUUGUGUAUGUGAGGGGAAGUUUUGAUUGGUUUUCUUUCUUUUCCUCUGUGAGUUAAUGACUGAAGUAGAACAAGUACGUCUUCAGGUAAAGAGAGGGAUUUCUCAACCUACUUUCUGUGAUGUCAGACUAUUGGAGAAACCCUUUCAGCUGCUUUCUAGAUGUACCUAAAUUCAGUCAGAUAUUUUGGAUUAAGAAACCUGAAGUCCUGACAUAUUAUAUACUCCAAGGAAAUACAUCAGGGACAGAUAAUUGGCUGAAAACACUGACGCUUCAAUGUGAUACAUUUUUAUAGAACAUUUCUACCAGGGGGUACUGACUUGAUUUCUCCUACAAGGACCACACUGCCUUUGUGUUUAAUGUAAUGCAAUUUGUGUACCUUCUAAUCAUAUAUCUGACAAAGUUUCUCAUUUUUAUAAAACUUUGAAAUCAUGCCAGUAAGGUAAAUGUUGAAUGUAUGUAAAGUAGCAUUUGGUAACUGUGCUACAAAAAUGCAUUAUUGGUUAAAAAAAAUUCUGAUUUGGUUGGUUAAGAUUUCAUUAUGACCUUUUCUGGGUCUCAGGUUCUAAUACUUGAUUGAAAUAGAAAAGAAUAUAUUGGUUUUUGAAAAUCAGUAUAUUGUGACUUGAACUGCUAUGUGUUAUCCUUCCACAAAAUACAUCAGAAUUAUUAGUGCUUUGUACAUUUAGACAUUUUUAUUUUAUUAUUGUGAAAGAAAAAUAUACUGAAUUUAUAGAAAGCAAGUAUUCUCCUAAUUAACAGUUUAAAAUUUCAUCUCUACCAAUUAAAAUUACAAUAGAUUUUGAUAAAUAAAAUUUUAAAAUGCUUCAUUUUUUUCCAUACCUACAAAUCUCCCUUUUUUCAAUUGUAAGAGGGCUUUUUGUUUGUUUUGCUUGUUUUUUAAGGGAUUUAGAAUCUUUAUAAGGGCAGUGAAAUGCUUGUUUGAAUUUGGUGGUCUGUAACAUUUUUUCAGCUCAUAUUAAAAUGGAAAACUAGAACCUGAACUAGUGUCUAUGAAAUUGCCAAAGUCCAGCAUAAAGCUAAAAGUUGAGAGAGCUUUACUGAUUUGUGUGUGUGUGUGUGUAUAUGGUGUGUAUAUGUAUAUAUCGCAAAGACAUAUUUUAGGUAUCCCUUACUUCUAAUUUAACUAAGAGAUGUUAGAUAAAUGAAUUUAAAAGUAGCCAAAAUAAAGAUCUGUAAAGUGUAAAGAUCUGUAACAUAGUAAGGAAAGCAAAGCUUAAGUAUGAAAGGAAAAGAGCAUUUUACUUACCAGGGAGUGAGAUCUUAGCCAUGGCUGUAGGUCAGUCACUUUUAUGGCAGAAAUGCCCAAUUGAUUUAGGAGGCUGAAGAAAUGUUUGUAUCUAGUAAGUUUUAAUUAAAGCACACACACAAAAAAAACCUAAUAAUAUCAAAUUACAGGAAAAGCUGUAAUAAAUAUUAUAAGAUCUCCCUUUGGUUUAUUAGAAAUCUUUACCUGCAAAGUUGGUUUGAAAACUUUCAACUUAGAAGAUUUCACUUAUCUGUGUGUAUAUGUAUAUAUUUUCUAUGUAUACAUAACUCAUUAAUGUUGCAUGGCCUUUAACAUUUAUGUUUCAUUCUCUUAAGAGAGAUGAUUUGGCCCCAAUGAAGAAACACUUAAUUUAGUUCAAACUUUACAUUCAGGAUUUUACAACAGAGUUCCUGUGCAAGAUAUUAUUUAAAGGGAAUGAGUUGGUUUAAACAAACCAUAAGUCAAAUUUUGUAAGAGUUUUGAUAUUCAUUUGCAUUAUUGGAUUUAAUAAAAAAUAGUUUUCAGAUAUACAAUACUUGUUAAAAAUAUAUGCCAGCAAUAUUCAUAUUUUAUCAUUUAACAUCCUUUUGUUUUAUACUUCCUUUUUUAAGUCUUUUUUUUUCUUCUAUGGAAAAGCUAUUUAGGGAGAAAAUACUUGUUUUCUAUAAUAAAAUAGUUUGAUACCAUCUGUACCAGGUCGGAUCAAGAAAUAUCUGAAGGUUUUGGGAACUCUUCUCUCUGAUAUUAAUCUGAAAUCACGUUACUAAAAAGCAAACUAGAAUCUAAAGUGAGUAGCUAACUUAGAAGUAAGGUUUUUAAAUAAAAAAUACUUUAGAAGUUGGAGGGGUGGUUGUAAUUUGAUAUCCUGACCCCUAUUCUCCUAAUUACUCUUCUGUGCCUAUUUAUUAUAGAGUCAGAAUUUUUGUGCUAGCCGAGACCCUAGAGAUAAUCUCGAUAGUCUCUUUAACACCCACUCCUCCCACCCCCAUAUCCAUCCUUGGGAAACUGAGGCUCAAAAAGAUUGUGACAUAAUCAAGGUCACAUAACUAAGAAGCAGAGCCAGAAUAAAACUCCUGUCUGCUGUCAAAUGCAUAUUAGCACCCUACUGCCUCCCUUUACUCGUACUAUGGUAAAUGUGUCAUGUUCUGCAGUUCUCCUCCUCCUGCAGUUCUGUACAGUUUUGGACUAGUAUUGGUGAAUAUUGGACUAGUAGUUGGUGAAUAUAGCACAUUCAGGAAAGUAUUAAAUCCAGAAAAAUGUAGAGUACUAAACAUAGAUGGGGAAGUGUUAGAAAUGUAGGUAUCUAUACCAUAGAUGUAAGGAUAGAUACAUUUUUCUUAUUCUAAUUUAUGCCUUACUAUUUUGCGCCACAUAACAGUGUAUGCUGCCAUUUUAUAGUUGAUUAUAUUGCUGGGGAUUUAUUUAAGUGCAAAAAUAAACCCAAUGAAAUGGCUUCGAUCAGUGUUUCUAGCUAUUUUAAAGUAAUUUUUGAAUCAGCCAGCUUUCAUAGUCACCUAGAUAGCAAGUUAAUUGUAUUGCACAAUGGAGUAUUGCAAAGUAAAGAUGAAACUUGAUUCCAUUAGUUUCUAAUGUCAAAAGAUUGUGCUUAGAGCAGAUAGAUGAAAGCAACAUGUCCUUACGUGGUUAAAAAAGGUUUGUAGUGCAAAGCUCAUGAUGUGUAAUGGAAUGGUGACCAUCAUGUUAUUCAGAGUGUAUAUACCAUAUAAAAUAUCUUAAAUGUGGUAGUUUCAGCUAUAUAAGCUCAAUAUUUUCAACCUAUAUUCUUAAAUUCCACUCAGUAGCUUUAAAUUAAUUAUAAUUAUUUAUUAGACACUGGAAUACUGAAAAUAACUUUUCAGAUUGGUUUGUUUGCACUAUAUUUGUGAAUAUUUUAAUGAAGUAGGGUGUUUUUCCUACCUCACUUGGUGAGGUUUGUCAUGGGUCCAUUUUUGAGUACUUUAGUUGUUUGACAAUCAGUUGUCUCAUUUAAUGCUCUGCAUGUUCAUUUGUAAAUAAAAAAAAUUAGUAUGUGUCUCGGGAUAGCACACUAUUUAUACAAACACUGGCAAGGAGGAUCCCUCCAUUUCUGACGUUGGAUUACAAAGUAAAUUUUGUUCUAUGUUUUUUUUAAAUCAGUAUUUCAGUUACAUGUUUGUCUUUCAGUUUAAAAAUAUUUAAUAGGUCAUGCCAGUGGUUGGAAAAUCUAUAAGAAUUUUAGAGCAACUUUUCUAUACUAUGGCUAUGUUAAACAGUCUGAACAUGAUGUUUUUUAUCUCUCAAGUUGAAUGAUUAUUGUCAGUUGAGACCCUUAUUUGUAAUACUUUUAAUUUUUUCUAAAGUGCUUUUUAGAAACAAGUUGUCUAAAAACAACUAGAUCUUAUUGAUAACUGAAAUUCUAAAUAUUAGCAUAUUUGCCAGAUUAUAAGAAGAUGGAAUGCAGUGUAAAAUUGUUAACAGUGCAAAUAAAAUCAUGUGUUACUAGAUUGGCACGAUUUUCCGUUGCCAAGGUGUUUAUGUUGAUUAAUGAAAGACAUAAAUUUUAGGUAUUACCUAUGUUAUGUACCUAAUGGGUAUAUCAUACUGGCACUGAACAUGCAUAGAAAAUACUAUUCAUAGAAUCAUCCAAUGUGUAUGUACACUGUACUGGGUUUUUGACAGUGCCAGAAAUUUGUGUGGUGGUCCCAAGCCAUGAGAAUCAGGGGAGUCAUCAUCACCUAAACAUCUCCUGCCCAUGUAGGCACAUUUCUUCUAAAUUUGACCAUAAAAUCACACAAUUUUGGUGACUUCUAUCCCUUCAGUAUUUUUGUAGUCUUAACCGUUGGUUACAGGAGAAAUUUAUGCAAGACAGACAAUUCAGGAUAAAAGUUAGCAAGAAGCUAGGAAUGAUGUGAGUGAAAUACCUGGCAGCAUAGUGCAGAAAUGCAGGUUCUGUGUUUUGCUUCUGGAUUUUGAGAAAAUGUUUACAAACUAAGACACAUUCAAAUGUUUGCUAUUAUAUUAUUAUGUUUAAUAUAGACUUUACCCAAAAAAUAUAAUUAGGUGUAUCUUAAAGUAUAAAUGAGUCUUUUUAAAAUAAUUAUGUAUCUGGAAGUAGGUAAAAUACAGAUUUUUUUUAAUUUUCAAAGAGAAAUUAACUUAAUUGGACAGUCUAUCCCCAACUACAGAAUUGAUAUCAAUCUGGUUUGCUAUAUUUGUGUCAACAGCUUAGUGUUAAUUAUAUCAGAGGAAAUUCUUUACAUCUUCAUUGAUUUCAAAAUUUACCAAAGAAAAUGUUUCAACCAAAUAUAAUUUUAAAGUACCUAACUGUUAAGGAAUAAGAUUAAUUUAACCUGAAGGAUGGCUUUCUAGCCCUGAGGGAAAUAGAUAUUAAAAUAUUCUUUGAUCUGGAACAUAGAUAUAGAGUACCUACAAGAUUCCAUUUGAGGUUCUUGUUAUGUUAGUAAAAUGUCAACAUUUACACUCCCAGCAAAAAUACCAGUGAAAGAUUAAGUCAAAAUAUUAUUGCUGUGGCACAUUUUCAUGUCUCCUUAACUCAAAUUAAGGAUUCUGUUCCAUCAGUAUUGAAGAAAAAAGUGAGCAAGUUCCUAAAAUUAGUAUAUUGUAUGAUAUUGUGACUUUUUAAAAGUAAAAUUGAGGGGGAAAUUAUGGAGAUGCCCCUUUUCAAGUGGGCAGUGGCAAUUAUUUCUAGUAAGUAUGAUAUGGGCUAGAAUGGUAUGUUUACAUAAUAUAUGUAUAUGAUCACUCCGGGUGUAUUUUUACUUUGCAGAAAAAUAUGAUUGGAUUAUGAAAAACUGAAAUACUCCUUUUUAAUGUAUAAACCAAUAAGAACUAAAAGAUUUACUUAAACUAUUAAAUAAUGAUUUCUUUGGAAAAUAUGAGGUGUAAUUAUAUAUUAACUGAUGUUCCAAACAGGUUCUAUGUAUUAUUUUUUCCAUAUCAGAUGGUAGUUAAAAAAUAAUGAUGUAUCAAUCAGCUAUCUUAGAAAGAGAAGAGUGGCUUUCUAACAAUUACUAAUGUAGGUUUGUGGGGUUUAUCAUCCAAACUGAAUUGGGAGAUAAUGCUGAAUGCCCCUUUUGUUUAAAAUAUUUGUAAUAAGUACAUCAACUACUUUACAGUAAAUCUUUUUUUCUUGUUCUAAAAAUUAUGCUGGCUUUACAUUAUUUAAAGUGGUUAAAUAAAACAGUAUUUAUGGUGCAAUGAUUUUCCCCAUAAUAAUUGGCUCUCAUGCUACAAUUUCUGAAGUUUUACUGCUUGAGCAUUAUGUAGUUUGAUCUCUGUGAAAAUGGACAAGUAAAAAGGAGAUAACCCACUUUCAUAUGUUUGCUUCAUAAAAGGAUAUGGAACGUAUGGAUCAGCUCUCUUUAAAAAACAAAAAAACAGCAUCAACCUAUUUGGUAUAACUUCCCAAGUACUCAGAGAAUAGUGCUGGUGAAAAUUUAAAUAUGAUAGGCAUGAAGAAAAUAUGAUUUCUAUUGACUGAUGUCCUUUCAACCUAGGGCUAGUGAAAACCUUCGUUUCUUUUUCAGAGCUGAAGAAAAAAACCCGCACAUUUAAGAUCAUAUUUAUUGGUGCAUGUAAGCCAUUAUCUUAACUGUCUUACUGAACUGGUUAAUACUGUUGAUUGUUGAAAUGUGAAAUGUAGUCACUGUUGACCUGUAAAUAUCUUCCAGAGAUGAAAAAAUAUUUUAAGGUAUUGUAAAUAAAGAUGUAUAAAAUUCAAUAUCAGUCUGCAAUGCAGAAACAUAUCUAAGAUGUUAAAUAUUGUGUUUCUUGAGAGAUGUGUAAUUUUUCCCUAGUUGUAUCUAGUUACAUUAAGAAUGUAAAUUUUCUUUUGUACAGUAUAAAAAUACAGCUUUAUUUGCUUUUGACUGGA